Messenger RNA from Lycium ferocissimum, 2929 nucleotides. RefSeq lists its product as uncharacterized. Bases 413 to 2671 code for a protein of 752 amino acids. NCBI's taxonomy places the organism in Eukaryota, Viridiplantae, Streptophyta, Magnoliopsida, Solanales, Solanaceae. The transcript is spliced from 4 exons. The record is from RefSeq and is a predicted model, not a curated record.
UUUAACGGCAUAUUCUUCUCUCUCUAUAUACUAGCUGUGUUUUCUUGGAAAAUCAUCAAGAGAACUUGAAAAAAAAAUUCAAUUUUUUCCUCUCUAAAUCUAAACCUAUGUAGUACUCAUGGAUCUUGAAAAAGGGUGUCAAAAAAAAUCCAUUUUUUGCUUGAAAAAACCAAUCUUUUCCUCUAAAAAACAAAACCAUAUCCCUAAAAAUUAAAAACCCAUGUAGUACUCACUGAUCUUGAAAAAGGGUGUCAAAAAAAUCUAUUUUUUUGCCAUUUUUGCUUGAAAAAACCAUUAAUUUCCUCAUAAAAACAACCCAUUUUCCCUAAAAAAAAAAAACCCAUGUAGUACUCACAAAUCUUGAAAAAGGGUGUCAAAAAAAUUUAAAUUUUUUGUCAUUUUUGUGUGAGAAAUGGUGGUAAAAAUGAUGAAAUGGCGACCAUGGCCACCACUUAUUUCAAAGAAAUUUGAUGUUAAGAUUUUUGUAGGCAAACUUGAAAAUUUGGUGGUGAAUGAUGUGUCAUCUAGUGGUGGUGGUGUUACAGUGGAGAUAAGGUGGAAAGGACCCCCAAAACUAGCUUUGAGUUCUUUUAGAAAAACAGUUAAGAGAAACUGUACUAAAGAGGAAAGUGUUAAAAAUGGACCAAAUGGUGUUGUUUUUGUUGAGUGGGAUGAAGAGUUUCAGAGUUUGUGUAAUUUGUCUGGUUAUAAAGACAAUGUGUUUCAUCCUUGGGAAAUUGCCUUCACUGUGUUGAAUGGUAUAAAUUCGAAGAAUAAGGCACCUGUCGUUGGUACAGCUGUCUUAAACGUCGCUGAAUUCGCCGCCAAGAUAGAGGAGAAAGAAUUUAAACUAAACAUUCCUUUGGUAGUUCCAGGGGUUGCUUCUGAGACUCGGCCCACACUUUGUAUAUCGCUUAGCUUGUCCGAACUAAGAGCUGCCCAAGAGUCAGCAGAGUUGGUUCAGAGGCCGCUAGCUCCCGUUCAAUCUCCAACACAGUCCGGAGAAACUCUGCCAGUAGAAAAGGAUGAGCUUUCUGCACUCAAAGCUGGCCUCAGAAAGGUUAAAAUAUUUACGGAGUAUGUGUCAACUCGGAGAGCAAAGAAAGCUUGUCGAGAAGAAGAGGGUAGUGAAGAGAGAUGCUCUGCGAGGAGUGAAGAUGGGGAAUACACUUAUCCUUUUGAUUCCGAGUCCAAUGAUGAGUAUGAAGGAGAGUCAGAUUCCGACUCCAAUGUUAGGAAGUCAUUUAAUUAUGGUCCAUUGGCUUACGCGAAUUGUGCAGGAGUUUCUUCUUUUCAUUCUAGUACAAGGGUCAACGGUGAGGGUGGUGAGGAUUGGGUUUAUUUUAGCAACCGCAGAUCAGAUGUGGGCUGCUCGCAAACGGAUGAGCAGAUCAACUGUGCUUCUGAUCUUGUAGUUUUGCAGAAUUCAAAGCGAAGUAUCCUGCCUUGGAGGAAGAGGAAGCUGAGCUUUAGAUCCCCUAAAUCCAAGGGGGAACCACUGUUGAAGAAGGAUAAUGGGGAAGAAGGUGGAGAUGAUAUUGACUUUGAUCGUCGGCAGCUCAGUUCUGAUGAAUCUCUGUCAUUUGGGUGGCACAAGGUGGAGGAAGACUCGACCGCCAAUCGAUCUUCAGUAUCUGAGUUUGGUGAGGACAAUUUUGCUGUCGGCGCUUGGGAACAGAGAGAGAUAGUAAGUCGGGAUGGACACAUGAAGCUUAAAACUCAGGUAUUCUUUGCUUCCAUUGACCAGCGAAGUGAGCGAGCUGCUGGAGAAAGUGCGUGCACAGCCCUCGUGGCCGUGCUUGCUGAUUGGUUGCAGAACAACCGCGAUCUCAUGCCCAUUAAGUCGCAGUUCGAUAGCUUAAUUAGAGAAGGUUCAUUAGAGUGGAGGAAACUUUGUGAAAACGAAACAUACAGGGAACGGUUCCCUGACAAGCACUUUGAUCUGGAGACGGUCCUUCAAGCCAAAAUUCGCUCGAUAUCCGUUGUGCCAGGGAAGUCCUUUGUCGGAUUUUUCCACCCCGAUGAAGGGAUGGAUGAGGGAGGAUUCGAUUUUCUGCAUGGUGCUAUGUCGUUCGACAAUAUUUGGGAUGAAAUUAGCCCUUCUGUCGGUGAACCACAAAUCUAUAUUGUGAGUUGGAACGACCAUUUUUUCGUCCUGAAGGUUGAAGCGGAAGCUUACUACAUUAUCGACACCUUAGGCGAGAGACUCUACGAGGGAUGCAAUCAAGCUUAUAUACUGAAGUUCGACAAGGAUACAACCAUCUAUAAACAGCCCGGCCCUACUACAAAUUCGACCGAAGAAAAACCUGCUGCCGAUCAUCAAAGUAUUUCUACGAUAGUUGAACCAAUGCUUAGCGAUGCUCCUCUAAGCAGUGAAACAGUGAACGAAUCGGAUGAACAGUUGAAGGUCGGGACCGCAGAAGAAAUUAUCUGUCAAGGCAAAGAGUCUUGCAAAGACUACAUCAAGAGUUUUUUGGCUGCCAUACCGAUAAGGGAACUGCAGGCAGAUAUCAAGAAAGGUUUGAUAACGUCAACCCCUCUUCAUCACCGGCUUCAGAUUGAACUCCACUUCACCCAUUUACAACAAGAAGCACCCAUAACUCCAGCAAUAGAGAUGGCGACGGCUGCACAAGAAUCGCCUGCAGUUGCAAUGACUGAGAUCUCGGUGUAAAGUCUUUUAACUGUAAAUUUAAGAAGUGAGUAGUUUCUAACUAGUUUUCGUUCUGUUAGCAACAGGGAUGAAUGGUGCUUUAAGAAGCAUGCAAGCCCAUGUUAUCUCUUUCAAGUGGUUUAAGAGGAUCUUUGUUUUUUCCCUUGCCAUGUCUUUGUGUUGCAUUAGAGUAAAGAUAGUGUUAAGCUUCUAUGGAAGCAAAAGUUUGUAUAUCAACCUUCUGUCUUGGAAUUAUAAUAGUAGAUGGUUUUUAACUUC